Cryphonectria parasitica EP155 is the source of this 3132-nucleotide messenger RNA. RefSeq names its product Pfs, NACHT and ankyrin domain protein. Bases 1 to 3132 code for a protein of 1043 amino acids. Gene Ontology annotation, biological process: nucleoside metabolic process. The transcript is spliced from 5 exons. NCBI's taxonomy places the organism in Eukaryota, Fungi, Ascomycota, Sordariomycetes, Diaporthales, Cryphonectriaceae. Gene Ontology annotation, molecular function: catalytic activity; protein binding. The record is from RefSeq and is a predicted model, not a curated record.
AUGACUUGCUCCAAGAACCGCGACGACUACACAGUCGGAUGGGUGGCCGCGCUCUCGAUCGAGCGGGCCGCCGCCAUCGCCAUGCUCGAGGAGAAGCACGACAAGCCUCUCGACUUCAGCAACCCAACCAGUGACCCAAACACAUAUGCAUGGGGCCGUAUCGCCGAGCACAACAUCGUGAUUGCAUCGCUGCCUGCUGGGGUGUACGGGACCACAUCAGCCGCAACAACUGCCACAAAUAUGCUCUCCUCUUUUCCCAACGUCCGCGUUGGCCUGAUGGUUGGCAUUGGGGCUGGCAUCCCGGACUUGGACAUCCGGCUUGGCGAUGUCGUCGUGAGCCAGCCGUCAGGAACGGGUGGCGGCGGCUUUCUCAACGCGCCGCCCCAAGCUCUCCUCACAGCCCUGGGCGCGCUGCAGGCUGCCCAUGAGAUGCAGCCCUCCCGAGUUCCAGAGUUCUUGGGAGAGAUGCUCGAGAGAUACCCACAAAUGGCGAAGGGAACUGCAACAAAACCAAGCUAUGCGUUUCCUGGGCGCCUGCACGAUAGGCUGUUCGCGCCGACCUACAAGCAUGCCGCAGGGAGGAGAAGUUGCCAGCAGUGCGAUCCGGCACAGGAGAUUCCCCGCGAGGAACGUGAAGAAUCCGAUCCCGUUAUCCAUUAUGGCUUGAUCGCGUCAGGGAACACGUUGGUGAAGGAUGCCGAGGCGAGGGACGCUCUCUUGGCGGAGCUUGGUGAUGAGUGCAUGUGUCUGGAGAUGGAGGCAGCAGGGCUGAUGAACAGCUUCCCCUGCAUUAUCGUGCGAGGCAUCAGCGACUACGCCGACUCGCACAAGAACGACCGGUGGCAGAGGUAUGCAGCGGCGGCGGCGGCGGCUUUUGCCAAGGAGUUCCUAUCGUGCGUCCCUGCGAGCGAUGUACAAAACACCCCAAGCGCGGUCAAGAUUCUCCAGGACAUAAACCAAAAGAUGGGCGAGAUUCACCACGAUACAAAAGCGGGCUUUGACAGCAUGCAUCUGCAGAAGAGACAGGAGAAACUCGAUGCCUGGCUGUCCGCGAUAGACCACUCCACCAACCAACAGAGGGCUCGGGACACGCGCCAGGAGGGCUCAGGCCAAUGGUUUCUUCAAGGCGAACACUUUUCAACCUGGCAGACAGAGCCUGCUUCCUUCCUCUGGCUACACGGCAUUCCCGGCUGCGGCAAGACAGUGCUCAGCUCUGCCAUUGUCGACCAUCUCCAACAGACUCCUUCCGAUGGCGAUUCCGACAUCUUGUUGCUCUAUUUCUACUUCGACUUCACCGAUAGCCGCAAGGAGUCACUAGACAAUGCAGUUCGAUCCCUUAUCAGUCAGCUCUACUACAAGGAGCCACAGUCGCAGAAACACUUGGAUCUGCUCUGGUCCCAGAAAGGCAGAGAGCAGCCAAGUACUCAAGAACUAUCCAGCACCUUUGAGAAGAUGCUCGAAGAUGCUGGUGAGGUCUGGGUCAUCCUCGAUGCACUUGACGAGUGCAAAACUCGAGACGGGUCCCCAGCGCCAGGGCUUCUAAAGUGGCUCGAGAAUCUCCACUUGCGCCACAAAAGCCUACACCUGCUCGUCACUAGCCGCCCAGAAAACGAUAUCAAGUCAGCAAUUGAGAGUUUUGCCAAGAAGGAAUGGGUUCUUUGCCUAGAGAGCCAUCUUGUUGCAAAGGAUAUCCACAACUUCAUCCACGAACGAGUUACAAAACAUGACGACCUCAAGAGAUGGCGCAAGCGUCCAGAGGUACAGCAGGAAAUCGAGCGCGUUCUACAAGCUAAGAGCGACGGCAUGUUUCGCUGGGUAGCAUGUCAGCUGCAAAUCCUCAAAGAUUGCACAGACUAUUUCUUGUUGAAGAAGGCCUUAUCAUCCUUGCCCGAAACAUUGAGCGCCACAUAUGCGCGGAUACUUGAGAGCAUUCCUGAGAUGCAUCUACCCUCUACUGCUCGAAUCUUACAUUUCCUGAUAUUAUCGGACCGUGCGUUGCGUCUCGACGAGGCUGUCGAUGCGAUCGCAGUACAACCAUCGGAGAGACCCCGAUUCAAUCCUAUCAACCGCAUGCCCGAUCCUCUCGAGAUAUCACGGUACUGCUCCAGCCUAGUGAUCCUCACAACAAGAGACACUGGAGAAGAAGAAAUUGUUGAGAUGCAGCUCGCUCACUUCUCAGUCAAGGAGUUCUUCCUCUCUAAGCCUCCCAAUCUAUUGAAGCCUGGAAUCAACAAGUAUUUUGGCGACAGAGCAGCCAGAAUCACUUUUGCAGAAACCUGCCUCUCCUACUUGCGAGAAUUGAACGAGACUGACUCUAUCUACACAAUUCUGGAGUCGCGUCCAUUCGCCUUGUACUGUUCCGAGUACUGGUCACGCCAUGCCGCCAUGGUGGAGGACGAGGAGAGUGUGGCGAGUCUAGUCCAAGCUUUUUUUACGGAUCCCGGUUUCUAUACAACAUGCUAUCAGUUGUUUAAUCCUGACUGGCCUUGGAAAGCCCUCCCAGGAAAGUCGGAUGUAGAAGCAGGAGGCUUGUAUUAUGCUUCUCAAGGAGGGUUCAAGCAGGCAGUGACAACACUGCUCAAUAGAGGUGCUGAUGUGAAUGUCCAGGGCGGAAAUCACAGCAAUGCUCUCACAGCAGCUUCAGCCAAAGGACAUGAACAGAUUGUUCAGAUGCUUCUUGAUAAAGGAGCUGAUGAUUUGAACAGUGCUCUUCAAGCUGCUUUAUUGAGAGGAUAUGAACAGAUUGUUCAGAUGCUUCUUGAUAAAGGAGCUGAUGAUUUGAACAGUACUCUUCAAGCAGCUGCAAUAAGAGGAUAUGAACAGAUUGUUCAGAUGCUUCUUGAUAAAGGAGCUAAUGUGAAUAUCCAGAAUGGAAACCAUGGCAGUGCUCUUCAAAUAGCUGCAAGAGGAGGAUAUGAACAGAUUAUUGUUCAGAUGCUUCUUGAUAAAGGAGCUGAUGUGAAUAUCCAGAGCAAAUACUAUGGCAGUGCUCUUCAAGCAGCUGCAAUAGAAGGAUAUGAACAGAUUGUUCAGAUGCUUCUUGAUAAAGGAGCUGAUAUGAAUAUCCAGAGCAAAUACUAUAGCAGUGCUCUUCAAGCAGCUAUAAUAGAAGAAUAUAAACAGAUUAUUUAG